UGUUCCUGAAUUCCACGGCAAUCUCAAGCUCUAGCUCGAUCCAGACUACCGGAAUUCACUUGACCCUGAACAGUCCGAUCUUGAGUCUCCAGGAUGAGGCCGCCAAGCGACGAACAUAUCACUACAGUGCUGAGGUUCCAUGUAUAUUACACGAUCACUACACAAGGCUCACACCAAAGAAUGUUCCACUUUCUUCUCCCAGAAAGGUGUGCCGUGUGGCCCGACGAACUCCGCACAGAAGAGACGGUAUCCUCGGCACAAGCAUAGCCUUUAACUGAGGUUACGCCUUACGGCUCCCACAAUCCUCCAAUCCCAGCACAACGAUCCACGGGGUAAAUGGGCCAGUUCUACCUCUUUUGGGUCUCACAGCGCCGUGUGGCCCAUGCUUAUGUACUUGGAUUGGUUGUUACUACAACUUGGUCUAAUUCCUAUACCCCCUAUGGCACCCAUAAUAAUUCCGUGGAAUCUGAGAUCGGCGCCUGACUAUUAUUAUGCGCGAUUCCUCCACAAGAUGAGGCCAAGUCAUUCCACCUAAAGGAGGACUAAUACUUCAUUCGAUUCUAGAUCUGAGCACAAAGCACAAGUCACAGGAGAAAUGGGUGCAUUCAACAGAGGCUAUGCCCAGUCACUGCAGGGCUUUCCCUUGCAAGCUGCCAUCACACUUUGCUCGGCAUGGGCAUUUACAUUGUUCGGCUAUGACCAAGGUGUCUUGGGAGGAUUGAUUGCUCUUCCGAGUUUCCUCAAAGCCAACCGCAUCAACCCGGACAAUGCAAACAUUCAGGGCACAAUCGUCGCCAUCUACGAUAUUGGAUGCCUUACAGGAUGUAUCAUUGCUGGAUUUCUUGGACAAAAGAUGGGUCGUCGCUUGUUCAUCGUCAUCGGAGGGGCUCUUCUCGUUGUCGGAGCAGGACUUCAGGCCGGUGCACGUGGUGCCAGUUACUUGAUCACAGGUCGUGUCAUCGGAGGUAUCGGCAUGGGUCUGACAACCACAAUGGUACCUAUCUGGGUUGCCGAAACUUCCAAGGCUCAUUCACGUGGUGCCUUGAUCGCCACUCAACUCACGAUCGUCAUUCUAGGAUUGACAAUUGCUUAUUGGUUUGACUACGGCAUGCUGCAGCACCAUCCCAACACUGAAGCUGUGUGGCGCCUCCCACUUGCCUUCCAGGUUGUAUUCAUUUUGCUUACUUGGGCCACCAUUUUCUUUCUGCCCGAGUCACCGCGAUACCUCUAUGCGAAUGGAGCUGUGGAAGACGCAGAUAACAUCAUGGCUCGUAUCUACGCCGUGCCAGUGGACAGCGCCGAAGUCACCAAGCACCGUACUGACGUUUUUGCUGCCCUUGAGGCCGAGAAAGAGUACAACUUCAGUCUGAAGAAUCUGUUUUAUGAUACGUCGCCUGUCAACACCACCUGGAGACUGUGGCUUGGUGUUCUCACUCAAUUGUUCCAGCAGAUGGAUGGUAACAAUAUCGUAUCAUAUUACGCAACAUACCUGUUCAUCAACUCGCUUGGAAUGUCUCAGAACCAAGCAGCCAUCACAUCCGGCGGCGUCACAUUGCUCUUCCUUGGCGGCACCGCGACGACAAUCUGGACCGUCGAGCACCUUGGCCGACGAACCGUCAUGCUGUACGGGGCGAUUUUCUGCUCCAUCUUCAUGGUACUCUUCACGAUCGGUCUCGGAGUCAACACUGACCAGUCUUUGAAAUUGGCCGUCGUGUCGAUUUUUCUCUUUGAAUUCUUCUUUGGGGCCUCUUGGUGUCCUCUAGUAUGGGUAUACGUGCCCGAAAUUGCACCCCUCCACGUCCGCCACGUGGGGACGGCUAUGGGCGUCUUCACACAGUGGUUCAUCACCUUCAUCGUGGUCAAGUUCGGACCCAUGGGCAUCCAAAACAUCGGGUACAGGUUCUACAUCCUCUUUUGCGUCUUCAACGUCCUGGCCAUCCCGUUUGUCUACUUUUGCGUUAAGGAGACAAAGGGACUCAGUCUCGAGGAGAUUGAUCUCUUGUUCGCCCGGAAGGAGUACAAGCACGUCCUGCAGGCGCGGUUGAGGGGCGACCACGAGGCCGCCGAUAAGAAUGCUGUGCAAGAGAAGGAGGUGAUGGAGGAGACUGUGGACGCAAAGUGAGCUGGCUCCUGAUUUGAAGAAAAAAAACUGGAAGGGGAUUUCUAGGGAUACCGAACUUGCACUUAUUAACUCAGACUUGUUUUCCGUGGAAAAAAAAAACCUGUACAAGCUAGAGCUGAGUGCUCACGAAACAUCAAGUUCCGAGGACCCUAGGUAUUCAACUACUGGUAUUCCAGUGGACCCGUGGUCAUUGAGCUUUUGGCGAGGCAAUGGACGUAUCUUUUUGUAGAGCAAUCAAUGUUGACUCUAUCCA
Exophiala oligosperma is the source of this 2375-nucleotide messenger RNA. RefSeq lists its product as uncharacterized. Gene Ontology annotation, biological process: transmembrane transport; carbohydrate transport. NCBI's taxonomy places the organism in Eukaryota, Fungi, Ascomycota, Eurotiomycetes, Chaetothyriales, Herpotrichiellaceae. Gene Ontology annotation, molecular function: carbohydrate:proton symporter activity. The record is from RefSeq and is a predicted model, not a curated record. The transcript is spliced from 6 exons. The coding region runs from base 596 to 2122 and encodes 508 amino acids. Gene Ontology annotation, cellular component: membrane.